This is a messenger RNA of Megachile rotundata (alfalfa leafcutting bee), 1980 nucleotides long. RefSeq names its product tetratricopeptide repeat protein 8 (gene BBS8). NCBI's taxonomy places the organism in Eukaryota, Metazoa, Arthropoda, Insecta, Hymenoptera, Megachilidae. Gene Ontology annotation, cellular component: ciliary basal body; non-motile cilium; BBSome. The record is from RefSeq and is a predicted model, not a curated record. Gene Ontology annotation, molecular function: protein binding. Gene Ontology annotation, biological process: non-motile cilium assembly.
CCUUUUAUGUAUAGAAAGUUGUAAGCAAAAUAAUCAAUAUCUUGCAUGGAAAAUUCGUUUAUAUUCACAAGUGUAUGUAGAUACAAGAACACGUUUUAUUAAGCAUUUUACUUUCUCCCUAUUAUUUAUUUAAUUUUUCUAAUCAGUUUCAAUCAAAUUUUCUAUUGAAUUAUGGAGUUUUUUAAAGCUUUAAGUUUAUUUAAUAGAGGGAAGUAUGAAGAGUGUGCAACAAUAUGUACAAAUUUAUUAAGAAAAAGUCCACUUGAUCAGGCUAUUUGGGUAUUAAAAAUGCGUGCUUUAACUUUACAAGUAUAUGUAGAUGAUAUAGAAGGCGAGGAAGAAGGUAUUGCUGAAACUUUACUAGAUAAUUAUACAAUAUCAUCCAUGCCUAGACCAGGAACAUCUUUGAAACAACCUGCUACCUCCUAUGCAGGACAGUAUCUUCGACCCAAAACACAAUCAGGUCGACCAGUCACGGGAGUCAUACGACCAGCUACACAAGCUGCAACAUCUCACUCACUUGAACAAACAUUAAGGACACCAAGAACUGCUAUGACAGCCAGACCAAUUACUGCAAGUUCUAGUCGUAAUGUUAGGUAUACUCAUUACUUUGUAUCAUAUUACCUGGUCCAAAUAAUACAAUUUUUUUUACACUUAUAUUCAAAAUUGGUACAUAUAUGUAUGUAUAGAUUGGGUACAGCAUCUAUGUUAACAGAACCUGGAGGACCUUUUAUACAAUUAUCACGUUUAAAUAUUUCUAAAUAUGCUAGUCAACCUAGUAUUGCAAAACCACUUUUUGAGUAUAUUUAUUAUCAUGAACAUGAUGUAAGAUACGCAUUAGAUUUAGCAGUUCAAGCAACGCAAGUCUGUCAGUACAAAGACUGGUGGUGGAAAGUACAACUGGGAAAAUGUUAUUAUAGUUUAGGCUUAGUAAGAGAUGCAGAACAACAGUUCAAGUCAGCCCUAAAAGACUGUAAAACCAUCGAAACAACUCUAAGGCUAGUUAGAGUUUAUAUUAAACUUGAUCAACCAUUAGCUGCCUUAGAGACAUGUAAGAAGGGUCUCGAAUAUUUUCCUAAUGAUGUAAAUAUUCUUACCGAAAUGGGACGCAUAUUUGAUGGUUUAAAUAAUAUGAGUAUGUCAUUAAAGUAUUACAAAAUCAUUGUACAAGAAGAUGCUUCGCAUACAGAAGCGAUAGCCAGUAUCGGAAUGCAUCAUUUUUAUAGUGAUCAACCAGAACUAGCACUACGUUAUUAUAGGCGGUUGUUACAAAUGGGUGUAUAUAACACUGAAUUAUUUAAUAACCUUGGAUUAUGCUGUUUUUAUGCACAACAAUAUGAUCAUGUUGUAUCUUGUUUUGAAAGAGCACUUAGUCUUUCUACUGAUGAAAAUAUAGCAGAUGUGUGGUACAACAUUUCUCAUAUUGCACUUAGUAUAGGUGAUAUGGUGAUGGCAGAAGAAUGUUUAAAAUUAGCUAUUGUAUGUGACAAUAGACAUGCUUUAGCAUAUAAUAAUCUUGGAGUUAUACAAAUUCGAAAUGGAAAUAUAACGGCAGCAAAAACAUAUUUUCAUGCUGCCGCUAAUAUUGCCAAUUUUAUUUAUGAACCUCAUUUCAACAGUGCCUAUUUAGCUUAUGAGGUUGGAGAUCUACAAACAAGUUACAUUGCCAUACAAAAAUCUUUAAGUGCAUAUCCUGGUCACUGUGAUAGUAAAACACUUUUUAAUAAAUUAGAAAGAUAUUUUUCAUAUAUAUAAUUUUUUUUAGAAAAAGGAUUUCAUAAAUUAUUUCUUUUAUUAAUCUAUAUUUUCAAUUAUAGUACUAAUGUUACUAAAACAUAUAUGAAAAAAAUAGAAAAUGCAUCGUGGAAAAUUAUAUAAAUGGAAUGAUUACAAUCUUAAACCAUUUAAAUAACUAUUUUCUAUAUCACAUUAUUUAAUUAUUUUUAUCGCGAUUUUGUGUAAAUACAUUACAAUUUAGUA